Messenger RNA from Medicago truncatula (barrel medic), 4291 nucleotides. Its product is annotated as ABC transporter G family member 31. Gene Ontology annotation, molecular function: ATP hydrolysis activity; ATP binding; ABC-type transporter activity. The coding region runs from base 1 to 4266 and encodes 1421 amino acids. Lineage: Eukaryota; Viridiplantae; Streptophyta; Magnoliopsida; Fabales; Fabaceae. The transcript is spliced from 23 exons. Gene Ontology annotation, cellular component: membrane. The record is from RefSeq and is a predicted model, not a curated record.
AUGUUAGGGGUUGAUUAUGAUGGGGUUGAAUCAAGGGAGCAUUCAUUUGCAAGGGCAUCAAAUGCAGAUUGGGUUGAAGAAGAUGAAGAAGAACUUCAAAUGUUUGCGCUCUUAAGGUUACCUACGGAAAAACGUGUCAAUUUGGCAUUGAUGAGGAAACCAUCUUCUCGCAACUCAUCAAUGUCAAAUAAAACCAAAGGUAGAAUGGAACAGAUCGAUGUAAGAAAGUUGAAUCGUGUUUAUCGUGAACAUCUUGUGAAGGAAGCCUUGGCCACCAAUGAACAAGAUAAUUAUAAGCUUCUUUCUGCCAUCAAGGAACGAUACAAUAGGGUAGGAAUGGAGGUUCCAAACAUUGAAGUGAGAUUCACAAACUUGAAAAUUGGAGCUGAGGUUCAAAUUGGGACAAGAGCUCUACCAACUUUGACCAAUUACACACGAGAUGGCCUUGAGGGAAUUUUAACCAGUUUGGGGAUAGGUCGACCUAAAAGACAUUCUUUGACCAUCUUGAAUGAUAUCAAUGGUGUUAUCAAACCUGGAAGGAUGACAUUGUUAUUAGGACCUCCAGGAUCUGGAAAAUCUACUUUACUUUUGGCUCUUGCUGGAAAACUUGCAAGUAACCUCAAGAAAAGUGGUAAUAUAACAUAUAAUGGCCAUGAGCAAAAGCAGUUUUGUAUUCAAAGGGCUUCAGCAUACAUUAGCCAAAUUGAUGAUCACAUAGGAGAACUAACAGUGAGAGAAACUUUUGAUUUUGCAAAUAGAUGUCAAGGUUCAAAUGAUGCAGAGUUAUUGAAAAAUCUGGAAAGCUUAGAAAAGGAAAAAAAGGUGAUGCCAAGUCCAGAAAUUGAUGCAUUUAUGAAGGCAGCAUCUGUUGGUGGCAAAAAGCACAAUGUAAUGACAGAUUAUAUUUUGAAAGUGCUUGGUCUUGAUGUAUGUUCUGAUACUGUUGUUGGUAGUGAUAUGAUAAGAGGGAUAUCUGGUGGCCAAAAGAAGAGAGUAACAACAGGAGAAAUGAUUGUUGGACCAAGAAAAGCUUUAUUUAUGGAUGAAAUAUCAACUGGACUUGAUAGCUCUACCACAUUCCAGAUAGUAAAAUGCAUAAGAAAUUUUGUUCAUGAAAUGGAAGCUACUGUACUAAUGGCUCUUCUUCAACCUGCGCCGGAGACUUUUGAUCUCUUUGAUGAUCUAAUACUUCUGUCAGAUGGACAUAUAGUAUAUCAAGGCCCCAUAGAACAUGUGGUAGAAUUUUUUGAAUCAUUAAGUUUCAAACUUCCACCACGCAAGGGUGUUGCAGAUUUUCUUCAAGAGGUAACAUCUAAAAAAGAUCAAGCACAAUACUGGGCUGAUUCUUCAAAGCCGUAUAAAUUUAUUCCAGUACCAGAGAUUGCAGAAGCCUUCAAAAAUUCCAAAUUUGGGAAGUCGAUGGAAGCCAUGUAUACUGCUCCCUAUGAUAAAUCAAAAAGCCAUCCUUCAGCUUUGCCGAAAAAUCAUUUUGCUGUGUCAAAUUGGGAUCUUUUUAAGUCUUGUUUGUCGCGAGAAUGGACCUUGGUCUGUAGAAAUAGUUUUCUUUACAUAUUUAGGACUUGUCAGGUUAUACUUGUUGGCUUGAUCGCAUCCACAAUGUACCUUCACGUAAAAACUUAUCCUAAGAACGAACUUUCGGGGAAUCUCUACAUGUCUGCACUAUUUUAUGCAUUGGUGCACAUGCUGUUUAAUGGGACUACUGAGUUGUCACUUUUGAUAUUUCGUCUUCCUGUCUUCUAUAAACAAAGAGGCAAUUUAUUUUAUCCGGCAUGGGCAUGGACACUGUCCACAUGGAUUCUUCAAUUUCCUUAUUCCAUUGUUGAAUCUGUUGCGUGGACUGGUGUCGUGUACUACAUUAUUGGAUUUGCUCCUGCACCUGGGAGGUUCUUCCGCUACAUGCUUUUAUUGCUUAUGGUGCACCAAAUGGCAUUAGGUCUCUUUCGGCUCACAGCUGCUAUCGGACGCGAUAUGGUUGUUGCUAAUACAGGUGGAUCGGGUGUACUGAUGAUUUUAUUCUUAUUGGGAGGAUUUAUUAUCCCACUAGACAUGAUUAAGCCAUGGUGGAAGUGGGGUUACUGGUUAUCACCUCUUAAUUAUGGACAGAGAGCAAUUUCAGUCAAUGAAUUUCUUGCAACAAGAUGGUCAGAGCCUUCGGCUUUAGGGAACGACACAGUUGGUCGAAAUAUACUGAAGACAUAUAAUUUACCAACUGAAGAUUACUGGUAUUGGUUUAGUAUGGGAAUGUUCGUACUUUACACAUUGUUUUUCAACAUCUUUACCACUUUGGCACUGACCUAUUUGGACCCGAUAAAAAAACCAAAAGCAAUUACUGAGGAUGAAGUUGAAGACUCAGAAAAGAGUUCCGAAUCUAAUGCUAAAGAAAGCAAAAGCAAGGGAAUGAUUCUUCCUUUUGAACCAUUGACAAUGACAUUCCACAAUGUCAAUUAUUAUGUUGAUAUGCCACAGGAGAUAAAGAAACAAGGUGUAACAGAAAGUAGGUUGAAGCUUUUGUCAAAAGUGAGUGGUGUUUUUGCACCUGGUGUACUUACAGCAUUAAUGGGAUCAAGUGGAGCUGGGAAAACCACUUUAAUGGAUGUGCUUGCAGGAAGGAAAACAGGAGGAUAUAUCGAGGGAGAUAUUAAAAUAUCUGGUUAUCCAAAAGUGCAAGCCACAUUUGCCAGAAUUGCGGGUUAUGUUGAACAAAAUGACAUACACUCUCCUCAAAUGACGGUUGAGGAGUCCUUGUGGUUUUCUGCAUCAUUAAGGCUUCAAAAGGAAGCGAGCAAAGAAAAAAAGCAAGAAUUUGUCGAACAAGUAAUGAAACUGGUUGAACUUGAUAGUUUAAGACAUGCUAUGGUUGGAAUGGCUGGCGUUUCUGGCUUAUCGACAGAGCAGAGAAAGAGAUUGACAAUAGCAGUGGAACUUGUAGCAAACCCUUCUAUAAUCUUCAUGGAUGAACCUACCUCCGGACUUGAUGCACGUGCCGCUGCCAUUGUUAUGAGAACUGUUCGCAAUACUGUUGAUACUGGAAGAACUGUGGUUUGUACCAUACAUCAGCCAAGUAUUGAUAUAUUUGAAGCAUUUGAUGAGUUACUUCUUAUGAAACGUGGAGGACAAGUUAUCUAUGGGGGGAAGAUUGGUAACCAAUCAAAUGUGAUGAUAAAAUAUUUUCAGAGUAUCAGUGGAAUCUCCCCAAUUCCCAGUGACUAUAAUCCAGCAACUUGGAUGCUUGAGGUUACCACACUUGCUAUUGAAGAAAAACUCGGUGUAGACUUUGCAAAUGUUUACGAAAAUUCUGACCAAUUCAGAACGGUGGAAGCUUCGAUUAGAAAAUAUGAAGAACCAUCUCCCGGCUCAGAACCGUUGAAGUUUGACACAUUAUAUUCACAAAAUACAUGCUCACAACUUCACAAGUGUUUAUGGAAGCAGAAUAUUUUAUACUGGAGAAAUCCAUCAUACAAUGCAAUAAGGAUGUUGUUUACAAUAAUAUGCGCUUUAGUUAUGGGGUCAAUAUUUUGGAGGAUUGGUGUUAAAAGGGAAUCAACUCAACAAGUGAUGGUAACUAUGGGUGCAAUUUUUUCUUCGUUAUUGUUUGUUGGGGUGAAAAAUGCAACUUCUGUACAACCAGUUGUUUCAGUUGAAAGGACGGUGUUUUAUAGAGAGAAAGCAGCUGGAAUGUACUCUCCAAUUGCCUAUGCAGCAGCACAGGGGCUGGUGGAAAUCCCAUACCAAUUUGUUCAAACAAUAAUAUAUGGUGUAAUUACAUAUUUCAUGAUGGGUUUUGAAAAUAAUGUUGGAAAGUUUUUGAUAUAUCUAGUUUUCAUGUUCCUCACAUUUACCUAUUUCACCUUUUACGGCAUAAUGGCAAUUGGUGUUACACCAACCCAACACCUCGCAGCUGUAACUUCUUCUGCAUUUUACUCUCUAUGGAAUCUUGUCGCAGGUUUUAUGGUUCCAAAACCGUAUAUUCCUACAUAUUGGCUUUGGUUCCAUUACCUCUGCCCACUUUCUUGGACGCUACGUGGUAUUUUAACAUCUCAAUUUGGAGAUGUAGAAGAUAUAAUUGAGGGGCCAGGAUUCAAGGGCAGUGUGAAACAGUAUCUAUCAGUUUCUCUAGGGUAUGAUGAGACAAUUAAUGGAGUUUCAUCAGUGUUGAUAUCAGCAAUUGUGCUUGUUUUCUUCACCAUGCUCUUCUUUGGUUGCUUUGCUUUCUCAGUUAAAGUAUUCAAUUUCCAAAGGAGAUGAUUGAAGAAUAUAGUUAUAGAUGUAU